Syngnathoides biaculeatus (alligator pipefish) is the source of this 2491-nucleotide messenger RNA. RefSeq names its product WD repeat domain 32 (gene wdr32). The transcript has 7 exons. Gene Ontology annotation, molecular function: protein binding. Bases 250 to 1761 code for a protein of 503 amino acids. Gene Ontology annotation, cellular component: Cul4-RING E3 ubiquitin ligase complex. The record is from RefSeq and is a predicted model, not a curated record. Lineage: Eukaryota; Metazoa; Chordata; Actinopteri; Syngnathiformes; Syngnathidae.
GAUUCGGCACUUGACUACAUUUAUUGUGAAAGCGUUCCCGUUAGGUUUUCCGUUUCUGGACCGACCGAGCUGUUCCGCUUCAACUCGCGGCCGUCCGGCUUCGGCAAGUCCAACACCCGCCGACGUUUGUGCCCCUCGAAGGUCCGCUUCACGCUGCUCCUCGUGCCGCUAUGGCCCCGCCGCAGAGUUGAGGCGGCCCCGCUUUGGAGCCCGCUUAUCUUUGGCCUAGCUAACUCUCCAGAGGCCACCAUGAGCUCGGAGGGUGCCGACAGGCCCGAUAGCAGCAGCAGCAGCAGUAGCGGCGGCGGCGGCGGCGGCUCCGACAAAGAACCCGACAUGGACGCCUCGGACCACGAUGGCGACCUCCCCCGGAGCUGCCCUCCUUCCCCGACUUCCGAAGAACGCGGAGAGCCAGCCGCCGGGGCUCGGCCGGCUGUCGGCGGUUCGGGGUGCGACGCUGGCCGGCCGAAGAGUCUGUUCUCCUGGCUUCAGAACCGGUCCGUUCGGCGGGGGGUGUUCGUGGACCCGGUCCGGGACAACUUUCGGAUCAUGACGAGCUUGUACAGCUCCAUGAACCCGGCGGCCGACUCGGUCAACCUGAGCACCAAGACCCACGGAGCCGUCUUCAACCUGGAGUACUCUCCGGACGGGUCUGUGUUGACGGUGGCCUGCGAGCAGACCGAGGUCCUCCUGUUCGACCCCGUCUCCUCCCGACACAUCAAAACCUUGACGGAGGCCCACGAGGAUUGUGUCAACAACAUAAGGUUCCUGGACAACCGCCUUUUCGCCACGUGCUCGGACGACACCACCAUCGCCCUGUGGGACCUGCGCAAGCUCAACUCCAAAGUGUGCUCGCUGCACGGCCACGCCAGCUGGGUGAAGAACAUCGAAUACGACACCAACACGCGCCUGCUCGUCACCUCCGGCUUCGACGGCAACGUCAUCACGUGGGACACCAACAGAUUCACGGAGGACGGCUGCCCGCACAAGAAGUUCUUCCACACGCGCUACCUGAUGAGGAUGCGGCUGACGCCCGACUGCUCCAAGAUGCUCAUCUCCACGUCGUCGGGCUACCUGCUCAUCCUGCACGACUUGGACCUCACGCAGUCGCUGGAGGUGGGCAGCUACCGCAUGCUGCGAGCCAGGCGCACCCCGCUCACGUCAGACGGCGGCGCGCUGGCGUCCCGCUCGGCCGGACCUCGCCACGGAAACGAGCCCGGCAAGCUGCACCCCCACAGAGAAGGCCUCUCGCCCAGGAACAGCCUGGAGGUUCUGACCCCGGAGAUCCCGGGCGAGCGGGACCGAGGCAGCUGCAUCACGUCGCUGCAGCUGCACCCCAAAGGCUGGGCCACGCUCAUCCGCUGCUCCAGCAACAUGGACGACCGCGAGUGGACCUGCGUGUACGAGUUCCAGGAGGGCGCCCCCACCCGUCCGCCGGUGUCCCCGCGCUGCUCCCUGCGCCUGACGCACUACAUCGAGGAGGCCAACGUGGGGCGGGGCUACAUCAAGGAGUUGUGCUUCAGCCCGGACGGCCGCCUCAUCUGCUCGCCGUACGGCUACGGCGUUCGCCUGCUGGCCUUCGACGGCAGCUGCGGCGAGCUGGCCGACUGCGUGCCCGUGCAGACGGGCUGCCUGCGCGAGGUGCGCGCCAUCUACUCGCACAGCGACGUGGUGCUCACCACCAAGUUCUCGCCCACCCACUGCCAGCUGGCCUCGGGCUGCCUCAGCGGCCGCGUGGCGCUCUACCAGCCCAAGUUCUAGCGGACCGCGCCCAGGUACGCCCGCGACUUCUAUGCACACGUUUCUGUGCGGGAACGUUUGUUUUCCGGCGGGGGGGGCGGCGUUCCGACCCGAGCGGCGACGACGACGGAUGUUCCAGUUCAUCCGGACCGCCGGCGCGUUCUGGGUUGCGGGGUGGGCUCAUCUCGCCUCCCUCGCUUACGUGGGGUUUUCUCCGGCUCCUCCGGCUUCCUCCCGCAUUCCGAAAACACACACGAGCGACGACGGCGGCGAUGAUUUGAAAACGGGAAAGUCGGGUUUGUCUUUGUGUGUCCUGCUGUCGGCGGGGUGCGCCUUGAGGGGGGGGGACAGUUCUCAAGAGAAACAACUUUAUUUUUGAAAUAUUCAUGCCUGUUUUUUUCCUUGAAAAGCAGUGACUUCAAUCUUCUGACUUUAUUGGGGGAAAAAGUCCAUUUUGGGGGGAAAAAAAUGCUACUUUUUUCUCUUUUUUUUUUUGGAAACAAUACAAAAAAAAAAAAAUAAUAAUCGUAUGAUAUUACCACUUUGUUGACAAAACAUGACCAACAUUCAAAGUUUCUUAAAAAAAGGUAAAAAGGGGUUUGGGGUGGGGGGAGGACAAUUCUCAAGAGAAACAACUUCAUUUUUGAAAUAUUCAAGUCGCUUAAAUCUUCUGACUUUAUUGGAAAAAAAGUUAAUUUUGGGGUGGAAAAAAUGUUACUUUUUUUCAAAAAAUUUUUUUGAAACACUACAA